Molecule: messenger RNA, 5443 nt
Organism: Erinaceus europaeus (western European hedgehog)
Lineage: Eukaryota; Metazoa; Chordata; Mammalia; Eulipotyphla; Erinaceidae
Gene: NIPAL3
Product: NIPA like domain containing 3
Exons: 12
Coding region: 374-1594 (406 amino acids)
Biological process (GO): magnesium ion transport
Cellular component (GO): membrane
Molecular function (GO): magnesium ion transmembrane transporter activity
Source: RefSeq, a predicted model, not a curated record
UGGACCCAGCAGCUCUGAGUUGGGCAAAGGAAUUAAAGGAGGCUGUGCCUCCGGGUUGCCUGAAGCGUCCAAGUCAAUUUUCAAAAAACCUUUGAUAGGUAAACCUUGGAAGAAACGCCGCCGCACCACAAGGAUCAGAAAACAAAUUCUGUGGGCUCGAGAGAGAUCAAAAUAGGUGCUUCUUUGAAUAAAGAGGAGGAAAAGGCUGUCACUCGAUCAAAAGGAUCAUAAGGACUUUUGUCACACAAGAACGUGAUAGAUGGUGGAAGGAGGUGACACCAAGAGAGAAGAUGGCUUCCAGCUUCAGCCCUGCUUAGCGGCAGUGCCCACAACCCAUCAAACCCAGCCUUGUGGGAUGUGCCAUUAGUUCACCAUGGAUGGAGCCCACAGUGUGGCCCUGCAGCUGCAACAGCUUCCACCCACAAGCAGUGCUGUCCCUGUGAGCGAGGGCUCCUUCUCCUACAAGGAAAACUUGAUUGGUGCCCUAUUGGCAAUUUUCGGACACCUUGUGGUCAGCAUUGCACUUAAUCUCCAGAAGUAUUGCCACAUCCGCCUGGCAGGCUCUAAGGACCCCCGGGCCUAUUUUAAGACCAAGACAUGGUGGCUGGGCCUGUUCCUGAUGUUGCUGGGCGAGCUUGGUGUAUUUGCUUCCUACGCUUUUGCUCCACUCUCUCUGAUCGUACCUCUCAGCGCUGUCUCCGUGAUAGCUAGCGCCAUCAUAGGAACCAUAUUCAUCAAAGAAAAAUGGAAACCAAAAGACUUUCUGAGACGCUAUGUUUCUUCUUUUAUUGGAUGUGGUUUGGCUGUUGUGGGUACCUACUUGCUGGUGACAUUUGCACCCAACAGUCAUGAGAAGAUGACGGGCGAGAACAUCACCAGGCACCUCGUGAGCUGGCCUUUUCUCUUGUACAUGCUUGUGGAGAUCAUUCUGUUCUGCUUGCUGCUGUACUUCUACAAGGAGAAGAAUGCCAACAACAUCAUCGUGAUACUACUCUUGGUGGCUUUACUUGGCUCCAUGACAGUGGUGACAGUGAAGGCUGUGGCAGGAAUGCUUGCCUUGUCCAUUCAAGGCAAUCUGCAGCUCGACUACCCCAUCUUCUAUGUGAUGUUUGUGUGCAUGGUGGCAACAGCCAUCUAUCAGGCCGCGUUUUUAAGUCAAGCUUCACAGAUGUAUGACUCUUCUUUGAUUGCCAGUGUGGGCUACAUUCUGUCCACGACCAUUGCCAUCACAGCAGGUGCAAUCUUCUACUUGGAUUUCAUUGGCGAGGACGUGCUGCACAUCUGUAUGUUCGCACUGGGGUGCAUCAUUGCAUUCUUGGGCGUCUUCUUAAUCACACGUAACAGGAAGAAGGCUAUUCCGUUUGAACCCUAUAUUUCCAUGGAUGCCAUGCCAGGUAUGCAAAACAUGCAUGACAAGGGGAUGACAGUUCAGCCUGACCUCAAAGCUUCUUUUUCUUAUGGGGCCCUGGAAAACAAUGACAACAUCUCUGAGAUCUACGCCCCUGCCACACUGCCCGUCAUGCAAGAAGAACAUGGUUCCCGGAAUGCCUCUGGGGUUCCUUACCGAGUCCUGGAGCACACCAAGAAGGAAUGAGCCUACCUUGACCGACUUACCAACCCUUCAUUUAUGGUGAUUUGACCCUUCAUUCCAAAACUUGCUUUCCAAGUCUUAAUUAUUUUUAAACUGAGAACUCUGUGGGCAGGGAUCAUUGCAAAGCCUUUGUCUCUGGCAAAGAACACCAUCAUUUUGGCUGUAGAAAUUUCAUGUGGGGCAGGGGUGGAAAGGUAAAAGCAGUAUUCCAGGGAAGUGUAGGAUUCAACUGCGCCCUGGUUUAGGCCGGUCAAAUCUGGAAACCCUUGAUCAUCUGUGAGGACCUCAAACUAAGCUUUCCUAGCCAGUGACUAAAGGUUGCCACAUUCUUAUUAAAUGCUACAGCAGGACAGAGAUUCUGCUCUGACUUUCCAAAUCCAGUGAAAGGCUGGUGACCUCUAGAUCUAAUCUAUUCCCAUUUUCCAUGCAGACCUGCUCUCUACCCAUCUCUCUCUCAGGAUUCAUAUUCAUAAUAAAGUCUAUGUUGCCCUUAUAUGGCAGAAAGGGCAAGUCCUAGAUGAAACAUUCUCUCUUGCACAUGUAAAAAGUGUACAUCUACCUUCUGAGUGUCUGUGCCCUUCAGGGAAAAUGUGCUUGAGGUGUUUAUACUGGAUUUACUCUGAAACCAAAUUAGGCUUUUAUUCUGUGAACUACUUGAGUGUUUUUUUUUUCUCAAAAGAAUGAAGAAGUUACAAAAUGAAAGGAGAGAAUAAAAAAGGACAGAACUGGGGCUGGGUGAUGGUUGAGUGCACAUCUUACAAUGUGCAAGGACCCAGGUUUGAGCCCCAGGUCCCCACCUGCAGGGGAAAGCUUUGCAAGUGGUAAAGUAGUGCUGCAGGUGUCUGUCUGUCUCUCUCCAUCACUGUCACCCCCUUCACUCUCAAUUUCUGGCUGUCUCUAUUCAAUAAGUAAAGAUAAUUUAUAAAUUUAAAAAAAGGGGGGGCAUAAGUCCACAAAGGAAGAAAAAAAAAAUCACCUUUCCUUUUACUCAAAGGUGAUUACAUCACUUAUAAAAGAAGAAACAGAAAAUAUGGCUGUUUUAUGUGUAUUUUCCUGCACAGCAGUUUUCUACACAUGCCCUCUGGGAAAAUUGAGGUUGCUCAUUUCUGAGCCCUCUCCCUUCACCUCUCCUCCAUCCUGUUUUUUGUGGAGAGACAAACUCAGUUUGAGUUAUUGGCCUUGGAGUUGAUUCCGCUUCCUCACACACAUGCAUCUGGGAGAAGCAAGGAUUCUCAGAAGCAGGGCUGCUGCUUUCUUCUAGUCACAUAAACUCGGACCAUAAAUUCAAUAUGCAUUUUCAAGAAUGACAAAUAAAAGUUUGCCUGAAUGAGCCCAAGGACCCCCUAAAAAGGUUAUUUAUAAAGGCAAGUUUCUGCAUUCCAACUACAUACAUUCUUAAGUGGCACUGACAAGCACAGAUGAUUCUGAUGUAGAUAAUCCAAGGAUUACACACAUUAAGAGCCCAAUAACAGAAAGCAGUGUUCUGCUAACAACUCUAAGGGUUUUUAGCUAAACACCCCCUACUGGAAAGCUGAGAUUACCAUUUCUUGUUUCCUCUCUGGGAUUCAUUUGGCAGGUCAAAUAAUCCUCAUAGGAUUCGUGGCAUUUCUUUAUCCAGUGAUUACUACUUAGAACUACACUUACUGCCUCCCUUGGUAGCCUCUAACUAACAAGCCAGAUAACAGUGUUAAUAGACCAGUGUUGAUAGAUCAUUAACCUUUAUGGAUUAUACUUAAUAUUGACUUAGUGGCUUGACUUCCAAACUGACAGAUGUUGCCUAUGAGAACCACUUCUAUAUUGUCUUAACCACUUCUGUAUUGUGUCUUAUAUGCCUAGGAAGGCAACAGACAAUGACCUUUUCUGUCCUUUAUGAUAAGUAUCAGCUCAACUUAAUAAUACUUAUGGGACAUUUACUGUGUGUUAAGCAUUUGGAUGACAAGCACUGUAAAAGAUAAUAUAUGGUUCCUUCCCUCUAGGCCAACAGGGAAAAACAGAUACCUAGGGAUCUAUGGCAGGACAGGCCCUGAUAGGUGGAAAGAACAAUAGCAGACCACAGAAAAUAACAGUUAUAGAGAUCCUGCUAAAAUAUCAGGCCCUGAGUCCAGAACAUGGUGUUUAGAAUUGGAGACAAUUCUGGUCACACUCAUUGAUGAAUGUCAAAUCUACCUGAUGCAUGAGGGAAACUGAAAGUAUGGUGAUCACCACUUAGGCAGAGGGGUCAGCAUUUGCAGUGGUACAGAGUAAAGGGUGGGGUAGGGCUAGGGGAUGGGAAAGACAAGCAGUGGAGGCCAGAUUGUAGAGAGCCUUGGAUGCCUGGUCUGGGAAUUUUAAAUGCACCUUAGAAAGUGUGGGAGCUAUUGAUGGCUCAUGAGGAAAAUAAAAGCAGGAUUAGCACAGAUUAGAAAGGGGACCUUAAGCAAUGUAGAGGAACAAUCUGAAGCUAUAAUAAAAGUCAGCUUUCAAUGCCAAGCUGCAAACCUUCAAAAACAAGACACAGGCUGGGGGCGAGGGUACAGCUAAAAUGUAAUUUUACUGGAAUUUAGAAUUUCCAAGUAAUUGUUCUAAGGUGAGAUACAGGGGGCUGGGGGGAAAAUGUGAAGGCAGAGGAAAUGACAGAAAGACAAGCUGGGAGGUCAUUAAAAUGUUUCAAACCCAGAUAAUCCCUUGGUUUACUCUGCACUUCCAACCUUAGUCUCCCUCCUUCCUUUUUGCUGUAAAGGUCUUAUAGUUAUAGCCAGGUAGAAUGAGAGGAGUGGAUAAAUGUGAGUUAUAAUUUCAGGUCUACGGAGGAUUAUGGGAUCAGCACCACCCAGAAACUGCCACAGGGGUCAGGGCAGCUACUCUACUUUCAGGUCUGGAGCAAUGCAAUUGUCCUACAAAGCUGAAUGAGAAUACUAAGCAGAGAGUUUUGUGAAACCCAGGACCUGAGUACUCAGGAAGAACUGCUGGUGUGGAGCCAUGGUCUCCAGAAUUCCCAGUCUCUCUUCAGCUAGCUCUCCAUGCUCCCAAGUGUAAAUGAACUCUUUGUUGGUGGCAGGUAAAUAGCACUUGCUCUUAGGACAGGAGAGAAGGACAAGUUUUCCAUUGACAGCCCUGGUUUUCUUGUUUGUUUGUUUGCUUUUUAAAAUCAUGGCUCUGACAUCCUCCCUAAAACCUCCUGACUGGUCCAAGCAAUGUAAAAUGUCAUGGCUUCACCCUCGUCCUAACAACCAGUACAUAAAGCAACAUCACCAAACUUGGGUUUCAACUUUUCAGUUCUUUGAUCUUCCUCUUGCCACCCCAUUCAGUCCACCCUUUUUAAAUACUGUGAUUCUGGAGUCCCUUAUCAGAUAUUGGAAGUUAGUUCUUCACAGACUGGUGCCAGUAGGUUUGAAGGAAAACUCCGUCCUUGCUCUUCCAUUCCCCUCUCAUCAGACUGCAGUUAUGAGGUGCCAUCACAAGGGUCUUCUGGUCCUGUGAGUGCUUUAUAGCCUGAAAUUGGGUGAUGGGUAGGGAAGGAAAGGGAAGACUGACAUCUUAUUACUUUUCUGGUGGAACCAGUCAGCUUGAUAGAGCUGUGUGGAUACAAGAUUCCCAGGAGGGUAGUGUGGGGCAGCCUCCAUACUUUGACCUAGGCUCCAAACCUGGUCCAACACUGACUGGUAGGCAAAAAAUAAAAUAAAUUAUUGGGUGUUUUCUCUGAGAAGCUAGCUAUGUAAAUGAGGCCACCUUAGAAUAUAUUCUGUGUAGAUUUCUUAUAUUUUGUUAACUUUGUGACUCACAUGGCAUGUCUUAUUUUUCAAAAAAAAAAAGUGUGUGCUAGGUGCAAAUAAUGUUAUGAUGUGGUAUUUAAUUAAAAAUAUACUCACUUGA